AUGCAUAAAAUGUUAAAGUUUACAUUAUUAUUUGUUGGCCUAAUUGUGCUUGCUUAUGGCGCUUAUAUGGGCGAGAAAUUUGUGCAAGAUCUAAAGGGAGACCUUUGUUAUCAGGGUAUCGCAAAUCAGGCCUUAAACUGCGCCAAAGCUAUUAAUCAAACCAUUGAUAUAACGAAAGAUGAUUUUGGUUUUCCUAAUGUCAAAGACAGAUGUGUCGGCUAUUUUAUAUUCCUGGACUGUGUCAAUAAAAUUGGCAAGAAAAAAUGUGAUAAGGAGAAGUUUGAUAAAUUGUACCAUUUAAUUUACGAAACGGACAUGCGCCUUUUGACAAACGAGUGUAAAAUCUUGAGAACGGGAAGAGUUUUGACCGCCGGAGGGAUAACUGUUUGGUCACUAAUUGUGAACCGGAAGCGCUUCAACACCAAAGCCAACGCCACCUUUGCCUCUAAUAUGGCAAACGAUUGGGCGACACAAACCCGGGGCCCGACACUGAACGGCACAAACAAAACGGUCGGGAAUGAAUCGGUCGGCCGACGGGAAGUAGUCAUCGCAAUGGUGUGUGGCAUAUAUGGCCACAUCCAAAUGCCGGCGAGUGUGAUGUCUCGGGCGGCCACUCGUCGCGCCCGUAAGGGCGACGCCAACAGACGGAGCGUCUCUUUGAUGACAGCGUCCAGUAGUGGCAGUCGUGCCAACGCGUCGGCAUUGAUUGGGCAGCCGUUGGUAUUAUUGGUGUCUGUCGUGACGGCGGCGCAGAUCUCGUCGUAG
This is a messenger RNA of Medioppia subpectinata, 765 nucleotides long. The record is from the annotation of a GenBank genome assembly. Lineage: Eukaryota; Metazoa; Arthropoda; Arachnida; Sarcoptiformes; Oppiidae.